This is a messenger RNA of Fomitiporia mediterranea MF3/22, 1008 nucleotides long. Its product is annotated as GTP cyclohydrolase II. Gene Ontology annotation, molecular function: GTP cyclohydrolase II activity. Bases 16 to 882 code for a protein of 288 amino acids. Lineage: Eukaryota; Fungi; Basidiomycota; Agaricomycetes; Hymenochaetales; Hymenochaetaceae. Gene Ontology annotation, biological process: riboflavin biosynthetic process. The transcript is spliced from 2 exons. The record is from RefSeq and is a predicted model, not a curated record.
GUCCAAGUCAAAUGCAUGGUCCGCACUCGGGUACCAACCCCGCACGGAGAAGUCUUCCUUCAUUUGUAUCACAACAAUCGUGACAGCAAGGAACAUCUCGCAAUCGUCAUUGAUCCUGCUCAGCUCGACUCUACCAACGGAUACCAAAUUGGUAUUCCCCAUAUCCGUAGCAAGUCACUCGAUGCCGUUUGGUACGACGGCGAGACCGAAAUAGAGCGUGUUACCCGAGGUGCUUAUAUCGGCCGGCUUAGAGAAGCGUCAUUCACGGCCUCAACUCCGUCUACUCCGGACUUUUCGCACUUAAAGUCUUCAGUCCCCGCACCUCUUGUUCGUAUUCAUAGCGAAUGUUUUACGGGCGAGACAAUCGGGAGCAUGCGCUGCGACUGCGGCGAGCAAUUAGACGAGGCCCUCCGGCGCAUUUCCCAACCUAUCGCAUUCAAGGACGCAUCCUCUGGGGAACAAGUGACCAUACCGGGACGCGGCGCAGUCAUUUACAUGCGUCAAGAAGGCCGUGGAAUCGGAUUGCUUUCCAAACUCCGCGCAUACAAUCUGCAGGACCUAGGUUACGACACGGUUCAAGCUAAUCUGAUGCUCGGUCAUGGUGCAGACGAACGUGGAUAUGAGGUUGCCGCUGCUAUCAUGCAUGACCUCGGUCUCGGCACAGGAGACCCUCAGUCGGGUGAAAGUGUCCGUCUAUUGACGAACAAUCCGGAUAAAGUGGAAAAGCUCAGAGCCGCGGGUGUCCAUGUUUCGGAGCAAAUUUCGAUGAUUCCGCGUUCAUGGCGGUGCCAGGCUGAAGGCCUUGAGAACGACAAUCUCGAGAAAUAUUUGCGUACAAAGGUACUCAAGAUGGGGCAUAUGCUGUCAUUACCCCCCUUCUGAUACCUCUCACGAAUAACGGUCGAGCGUGAAGGAAUAAAGAGAAUAGGUGAUAAUUUGUAUAACGGCCCUACGCAGCUUGAAUAUUGUGCUGUGGCAAUAUCUUUCGUUACAGUGAAAUAAUAAAUC